AUUUUUUUUUUUCAGAAAAAAAGGUUGAUUUAAAAUAAAAUAAUUACGCUAAAACUUCAGGGCAAGCUUGUAUAUGUAAACUCUAAGUAAAUACCUCCAAGUUCGGUAAACACCAACAAAAAAUGGAAAGUAAUGGCGACAAAAUGAAUUGUGUAGAACAACAACAGCAAACGGAACAAGAUCAACAAGUGCAACAAAAACAACAACAAAGCUUCAACAAGUUGGAAAGUAAUGACGACUUGACCACCACAGAAAGGCAAAAUUUGGAAUUUGCUAAAAAAUUGGGCUACACAGAGACAUCAAUAUUAUCAGUUUUAAAUAGUAGUCGUUUGGGAUCAGAGGCUAAUGAAAAUGAAUUUCUCGAGGAAUUAAUCAAGCUGACCAACUCUGAAGGCGGCGGCGGUAGAAGCACUAACAUUAAUAACAAUAAUAUUAAUACUAAUAGUAGUAACUGUAGUAAUAGUAAUAAUAAUGGUAGUAGUAGUAAUAGUGUAAAUGCGCCAAGCUCCCUGCGACAUAUUGUCAUCGAUGGCAGUAAUGUGGCUUUGUCUCAUGGCAACAAUCAAAUCUUCUCCUGCCGUGGCAUACGCAUCUGUGUGGACUGGUUCCGGCAACGCGGACAUCAAUAUAUUACUGCCUUUGUGCCAAAUUGGCGUAAAGAACUGGUCAAUAACAACAUAAAAGAUCAGGAUCUACUACACGAAUUGGAAUUAGAGCGGGUGUUAGUCUUUACUCCAUCAAGACAUUUGGAUGGCAAACGCAUAGCCUGCUACGAUGAUCGUUUCAUACUCAAACUGGCCGUGGAAACCGAAGGCAUUAUUGUGUCCAAUGACAAUUAUAGAGAUUUGAUAUUGGAAUCCAAUGAGUAUCGUAAAGUCGUCCAAGAACGUUUGCUAAUGUAUACAUUUGUGAAUGAUAUAUUCAUGCCCCCGGAUGAUCCAUUGGGUAGAAGUGGUCCACCGUUGGAUUUAUUUCUGCGAUCCCAGACCCAGCAAAAAAUGUUAGAUAGCCAGCAAUUGUGUCCAUAUGGCAAGAAGUGUACAUACGGCGUUAAGUGUAAAUUCCGUCAUCAAAUAAGACCAAUGCUCCAAGUGUCGCAUAGCGCACCAUUAAAUGGUGGAGUAGGUCAGCAUCAGCUGCCAUUGAAAAUCUCCUCCCUGAUGGCACCACGCGAGCCUUUGUCACGCACUAAAUCGAAUAACUUGGAGCAAAUCCAACAGCAACAACAGCAGCUGUGUCAAUCAUUUUCCCAUCAAAUGGAACUUACAGAGCCCCCGAAUCGACAUAAAAAAUUACAGCGACAGAUGCCAACUGUCAGCUAUAACUAUGCGGUACCCACUUGCUCAUCCUCCGCCUCAGCCGCUGCCACAUGCACUACGGUUUCGUCCUCCGCUGGCUAUCAUCAUCAGUAUCUAUCACGAACUCCCUCAGCACCGGCUACAGAUAAGAAUCUCCAUUUGCAUCCAUUUCCCCAAAACUCGUUGCACUCAUCACAUCUCUCUGCAUCCGACUCUCGGAUCAAUGAGGAACUUUAUGCCACAGCCAUGUCACAGCAAAUGCCCCGCGAAGAGCAGCGUCGUUUACUGCGCUAUCAUUUGGUUAGUCUAUUUCCACCGCAUCAAGUUCAUGCCGUUCUCGAAUUGUAUCCAAAUGUGACGGAUGCCAAGACCAUUUGUGCUGCUAUACUUAAUUUAUUUCCACACAAUUAGUCUAAAACUUAAGCAUUUAAAGAUCGAAAUAUAUAUAUAUAUGCACAUAAAUAUGUAUAUUUAUGUGGAUGUAUGUAAUUAGCAAUUAUUUUUUUUAAUUAAAUGUGAAAAACGA
Drosophila willistoni is the source of this 1824-nucleotide messenger RNA. RefSeq names its product probable ribonuclease ZC3H12C (gene Regnase-1). Gene Ontology annotation, molecular function: metal ion binding; RNA endonuclease activity; mRNA binding. Gene Ontology annotation, cellular component: cytoplasmic ribonucleoprotein granule; nucleus. The transcript has a single exon. The record is from RefSeq and is a predicted model, not a curated record. Bases 123 to 1709 code for a protein of 528 amino acids. NCBI's taxonomy places the organism in Eukaryota, Metazoa, Arthropoda, Insecta, Diptera, Drosophilidae.